Zerene cesonia (dogface butterfly) is the source of this 3689-nucleotide messenger RNA. It is a transcript of the gene Fife, whose product is annotated as regulating synaptic membrane exocytosis protein 2. Gene Ontology annotation, biological process: regulation of synaptic plasticity; calcium ion-regulated exocytosis of neurotransmitter; positive regulation of synaptic transmission. The record is from RefSeq and is a predicted model, not a curated record. The transcript has 19 exons. Bases 141 to 3104 code for a protein of 987 amino acids. Gene Ontology annotation, cellular component: presynaptic membrane; cytoskeleton of presynaptic active zone. NCBI's taxonomy places the organism in Eukaryota, Metazoa, Arthropoda, Insecta, Lepidoptera, Pieridae. Gene Ontology annotation, molecular function: small GTPase binding; transmembrane transporter binding.
UAUAAACGGAGUGUAUACAUUGAACCGAGUUGUGUAAAAUGUUGUGUAUUGAUGGUAACGUGUUGAAUCCAGAUUAAAAAAAGUGCAGUGAGGUGUAUUAGUGAUAGUGAUGUAAAUUGUAGCUCACUCUAAACGACACCAUGCUGCCUACAAAUGUGAUGUCCUUUAUGAAGAAGAUGGUGGCAGCAGAUGAAACGGCAAACACAGUCCCAGGACAAAUAGACAAUCCGGGUGCCUUCGGAAAACUGCGCCAGACUCUCUCAUCGUCAUUACUCACAGCACAAGACAAAGUAACUAAAUUGGGACCUCGGACUGUUGUAACGGAGACUGUAGAGCCAGCUCCUACUCCACCGCCAGCCCAACCGCCACCCCCAGCACAACCCGCUAAGACUGAACGCGAGGCCGGCAAAGCUCCUUCGCGUGCCGGCGCGUGUCGAGUAUGUCUAAAAGCCUUGAAGCCAGGCGAAGUAUUCCACAUAUGCAAUGGCUGCCAGCAUAGAGUGUGCGAAGACUGCUCUUCCUACUCCAAGCCGGCUAGCGAUGACGAAGCUAGUUCAUGGCGAUGCUCGGUAUGCCGCCGCAAGGCCGGGCCGCGGUUGCCGCCCGCUGCACAAGACAGCACAGAUUCUCUUCUAGACGUGCCCAUACUAGAGGCUCUACAGCGGCGACACUCGGAGGCUAGGCUCGGCAGCGGUGGUAGCAGCAGUGGUCUCGCACCGCCUCGAUCACCAGAACUGAGGCGACAUUCAGAUGUGUCGCCAGCAUCUUUAAAGGAAUUGGAAAAGUUAAAGGGCGGCGGCAGCACAACGCCCAUGGUGGAGUCGCGGCGGCCGAGCACGGUGACGCCGGCGCGGCGCCGCUCGGUGCGCACUCCGCAGCCGCGCCAGCACUCGUGCGACGAGGAGCAGAAGGCGCACCAGCCCGCGCUCGCCGCGCCGCCGCCCAUGUCACGCAGGGCGUCAGCAGUGGACGUAGUGGCUGCGGGAUCCCGCCGCGGCUCGUACCGCACGGACACGGAGCCGGCCGACAGCGCGCCGCAAAUCGCCGGCCUCAGCGUAGACGAUGAGCGACCUGUCAGGCGACGGGGCAGCCAACUGCCUGAUAUAGCGGCUCUGCAGCAACGAACGGGCGCUUUAAGCGCCAUGGCCGCAUUAGCGUCUCGGACGUCAGAACAAAGCGAAGCAGCGGCUGCGUCCGCGAGCGCUGCAGCCGCUGCCGCCGCAGCAGCAGCCGCUCGGCAAAUGUCUGUGGACGCGGAAGCCAUCAAAAUUGUUAUACAUGAUGUAGAUGAUCGUACACCACGAAGAGUCACUUUGCGACGAGAUCCCAACGAUAAAGGCCAUCGAUCCCGAGGCUUCGGCAUGCGCGUGGUCGGCGGGAAGCCCGACGCGAGCGGGCGGCGCGAGGCCGUCAUCGUGUGGACAGUUCCCGGCGGGCCCGCCGACCUGGCCGGUCUGCAGCAAGGGGAUAAGGUCCUAGAAUGGUGCGGGGUAUCACUAACCGAGCGAAGCUUUGAAGAAGUAUGCGCAGUGUUGGAACGUGGCGGGGACACCGUGGAGCUGCUGGUGGAGCCUGCGCACCAGAUGGACGAGCCCGCGCCGGCCGCUCUGCCGCCGCACCACCACGCUCUUUAUGAACCUGAAACGGACAAAUCGCCGUCGUCGCCGACUCGACGGAAAUUGCCGAAAACCCCGGAACAGGAGAGAGCGGAGAGGGCCCGGGAGCGUCCACCAGCAAGAGCACAAUUGCAGGUGUGGUUCGAGUGCGAUCUGCGCAAAUUGAUUGUCCUUCUCAUCGCGGCUGACGACCUCCCGCCGCGAGACCACACGCUCGGCUACGGGGAUGAGCCUGAAGCGUUUGCAAGGAUACGGCUUUUACCGUCGCUGGAAAGUUGUCCGCCCGUAGAGACGGACCCAGCCUCCGCAUCUUGCAGCCCCGUGUGGAACGCGACUCUCAGUUUUGGCGGACUCACCGCGGACCUGCUGGCCGGGCGUGCCCUCGAACUGACGCUAUGGGACGCGUGCCCAGGGAUAGAUCCGGUGCUGAUUGGAGAGUGCACUAUGGAUUUGGAGAAGGCAUUCGCCGAAGAGCGCGCAGUGUGGUGGACGCUGGAGGAGCGUGGGAGUCGCUCUGCCAACGCUUCACCCCGCUCGUCCUUGUCCGGCGCUCGUGCUCUGCGCCGCGGGGACUUUGCAUCGCAGCGAUCUGUGUCUGAUGACGUGGAUUCGAUUGGUGAAUGUGCGUCUCUGCUUCACCCAGACCACGCUUGGGUAGCUGGAUCCCGUCGAGGCUCGUCUCAAUCUGAAACCCUGGAAGUGGAAGUUUAUCAACUGGGAAAGGAUUUCUCUCGCUCUCUGCCUGGAUCACGCAGGUCUUCGUUUCAACAACAGGAUAAAGAUGGCGCGGGCGCGGGCGAGGCCAGCCCGGUGUGCGUGUCGCGGCGCGAGCGGCGGCGCUCCUCGUGCGUGCGCCGCGACCCCGACGACAUCCUGCGCUCGCUGCGCGCCGUCAAGGGUGAGCUCGGUCGCACGCUAUCGCUCUCUGGCUCCACUGCACGACGUACGGCGACGGGGCGCAAGGGCAGCAUGUGGGCGGCCGUGCCCGCGGCGGCGGCGUGCGGCGCGCUGGAGGCGGACGGCGCGGACGGGCACGUGCCGCUCGGGCCGGGCCAGUUGCCGCCGCGCGGCGCUGCGCUGCCGCCGCUACACGCCGAGAUCAACAUCAGCAUCAUCAUGAUCAAGGGGCAGCUGGAGCUUGAGGUUUCCCAUGCUCGUCGAGUGUAUGGUGUGAACGGUGAGGUGCCAGAUUCGUAUGUGAAAUGUUACCUUCGAGACGGUGACAAGUGGCUGCAUAAGCGCAAAACACGCGUCAUCCGUCGUACAACCGAGCCUCACUUCAAGCAAACACUCAAAUAUCAGGCGAGCGAAUCGCUCGGACGCAUUCUCGUAGUGAUGUUGUGGCAACGCUGCGGCGGAUUCGAGCACAACCUAGCGCUGGGCGGCGCGGAGAUCUGCCUCGACAAGCUGACACUGCCGCAGCGCACGUACGGCUGGUACCCGCUGUUCCCCGCCACCUCGCUCGCGGCCGACGAGUCGCCCGACUGAUCCAGGGAGCCGUCGCCCGAACGCAAGGACGACUAGUCGCCGGCUACUAGUCGCUAGCCGCUAGCCGCUUGCCGCUAGCCGCUAGUCGCUAGGCGCUGGACGCUAGCCGCCUCGCCCGCGACGGCUCCCCCGAAUCGGUCGAUUCCUCACGCGUUGGAAACAGCUCUGCCCCAAUUUGUCCCUUGUAAUGAUGUGCUGACGACUGAUGCGCACGGUCGCCGUCUUCUUCGACUUCCAUGUAGUAUUGAGACCGUUUGUUGCGUCUUCAUUUGACUCAGUAGGAACUUCACUUGUGUUGCGGCCGAGUGAACGUCCCGCAUGUACCCUUGUCGAGGAGCUUACGAUUUGGCUUUGAAUGCAAUUUAUUAUUAUAUUGUAUUAAGAGAAAACGCCAUAAAUCGAAGUGGCUUUCGAGCAAUCCGAUUUAAUGACAGCUCGUAUCCAUUUCGUUCUCUAUCAAAUAACGUUUAAAAUGAGCUCUUGUGAUCUUGAACGGUUUUGUUACAAAGCGACUUCGAUGUUUUGCGUGAUUUGUAAUAGGUAUUAAAAUAUUAUAUACAAUUUGUAGAGAUUUUAUAUGUUGUA